GUAUUUGGUAGCAUCAGUGAAAGCAAAAAACUUUAUUUUUUAUUUUUUUGCAAUUAAUCUUCUUCAGAUUAGAUUUGGUAUUUUCUUUUUUUAUUGGUUUGGGCAUCCAUCAGGGGUUGCUAGGUUGGUGUCAAAUUAGUCUUUUGCUUGUCAAAGUGUCCUGCUUUGACUUUUUUGCAGUUGCAAAUUAUCGUUUUCCGUGAGUUUAGCUUGUGAGCACACUGGAUUGUUCCCAUUUUUUAAUCGCUUGAGCUACUACAGUUGAGUGUUUUUUUCUUCAACGGUUUCAGAUUUGUUUUCUGUUACUAUCUGAGGAAGUCCAGAAAUUCUCUAGAUUUGAGUUGUUUUAAUUUUGUCUCCGUCGAAGUUGAGUCUGCUGACCAUCCCUCAUGGGCAGAAGAAGCAUGUCUUGAGUUUUGUUGGGUUGCAAGGUUAUUAUUGAAAUAUGAUGGUGUGUGUGGAGUAGAGCUGUGUUUGUGUAGAAGAUGAGAAGGGAACAGCAAGAGGGAUGCCGAGCUUCAAUUCACAACAGCCCAAUUCCAAUGCAUGCUAUACAGAGGGAAGCACGGUUGAUUCUUUUCGUCUGUCUGACUUUGAUCAAUCAGUUGGAUAUCGCAUAGAGGAUGCUGUUGCCUUAAGUGGAAACUCAAUUUUAGACUCACUUAAAGUAAGUAGCCAGACAAUUUCUCGAGGUCCUAUUCAACUUGGUUCCUUUGAUAAGUUGCCAACUUCACUUGACAAAAGCAUAUUAACAAACCAAACAGAGCGGCAAAGCUUGCAAUUCCAAAAGGUUCACACAUCAAAUUUAGUUACUGGUGAUACAGAACACCAGGAAGAGUUUGCCAUGGCUGAUGCCAGUCCUAGAACUGAUAUUUCUACAGAUGCUGACACUGACGAUAAGAAUCCACAGUUUGAUAGAAGUCAGGCCCUUGCUGCUGUGGCUUCUGACUCCAGUGACAGAUCAAAGGAUAAAACAGAUCAGAAGACUCUCCGCAGGCUUGCUCAGAAUCGUGAGGCUGCAAGAAAAAGCCGACUGAGAAAGAAAGCUUAUGUUCAACAGCUGGAAAGUAGUCGUUUAAAGCUGACCCAACUGGAGCAAGAGCUUCAGCGAGCUAGGCAGCAGGGAGUCUUUAUAUCAAGUUCAGGUGAUCAAGCGCAUUCAAUGAGUGGAAAUGGGGCCAUGGCAUUUGAUGCAGAGUAUGCAAGGUGGCUGGAAGAGCAGAAUCGACAAGUUAAUGAGCUAAGAGCAGCUGUAAAUUCUCACGCAGGUGAUACAGAACUCUGCAUGAUUAUCGAUGGUGUAAUGGCACAUUAUGAUGAGAUAUUUAGGCUGAAGGCCAAUGCAGCUAAGGCUGAUGUCUUCCAUUUGUUGUCUGGCAUGUGGAAAACACCAGCCGAGAGGUGUUUCCUAUGGCUUGGAGGUUUUCGGUCUUCUGAACUCCUCAAGCUGCUGGUAAAUCAGUUAGAACCUCUAACAGAGCAGCAGUUAGUGGGUAUCACAAACUUGCAGCAAUCUUCCCAACAGGCAGAAGAUGCAUUGUCUCAGGGCAUGGAAGCAUUGCAGCAAUCCCUUUCUGAGACAUUAUCCACUGGAUCACUUGGCUCCUCUGGUUCAUCAGGGAAUGUGGCCAAUUACAUGGGUCAAAUGGCUAUGGCCAUGGGCAAAUUAGGGACACUUGAGGGCUUCAUUAAGCAGGCUGACAAUCUGCGGCAGCAAACACUGCAACAGAUUCAUCGGAUACUGACAACUCGGCAAUCUGCACGAGCACUGCUGGCAAUACAUGACUACUUUUCUAGGCUGCGUGCUCUUAGCUCUCUUUGGCUUGCUCGCCCAAGAGACUGAUGCAUGGUAAAUAGCGUGUCAUUAAUUUUCAUGGCUCUGACACUGCUUACGAUUUUACUGUGUUGUAGUUUUCAUAUUACUGAUGUUAGUUUUUCGUUAAGUUAUAAUCUAGAAACUGAAUUGGUGACCAGGGUAUGUAUUUUGUUUAUUACUAAUGUAACAAUAUUCUCUUUCUCUCCACUGUAACGCAGUUUAAGAGAUUAUUACAUUAUUUUAUACAAAAUAGUUGGAAUGUGUCCUUUCCAUAAUU
Messenger RNA from Vigna unguiculata (cowpea), 2093 nucleotides. Its product is annotated as transcription factor TGA6-like. NCBI's taxonomy places the organism in Eukaryota, Viridiplantae, Streptophyta, Magnoliopsida, Fabales, Fabaceae. Gene Ontology annotation, molecular function: sequence-specific DNA binding; DNA-binding transcription factor activity. The record is from RefSeq and is a predicted model, not a curated record. Gene Ontology annotation, biological process: regulation of DNA-templated transcription; DNA-templated transcription.